GACAUUGAUUCCAAUCUGUAAUCUCUUGUCUCUGCACUGCACCUUUAUAUUAUACGGCUCUCGAAACUCCAUUUCAUUUCUCCUCCACGUUAGACUUUAAUGGCGGCAAAGAAAGUCGAGAUCAAGAUUGAUAUCAACUGCCAGAAAUGCAAAACCGCAGUUAUGGAAACUGUCACAGUGCUCCAAGGCGUGAACCAGGUCUCGUUGGACGUCGAGAAGAGUCUUCUUACAGUGGUAGGGACAAUGGAUCCGUUAUGUGUGGCCGGACAACUGGAAAGGAUUAAGCAGAAACCGGUUAUAGUGACGGUCGGACCGCCCAAGCCACCCGAACCAAAGAAGGAGCCCGAGAACAAAACCCCCCCCCCGCCAUGCUGCACCACUUGUGACAUUGUGCCCUUUACACCCCCCGACAGUGGCAGCGGCUGCACCAUUGUUUGA
Tarenaya hassleriana is the source of this 438-nucleotide messenger RNA. Its product is annotated as heavy metal-associated isoprenylated plant protein 3-like. The transcript has 3 exons. The record is from RefSeq and is a predicted model, not a curated record. Lineage: Eukaryota; Viridiplantae; Streptophyta; Magnoliopsida; Brassicales; Cleomaceae. Gene Ontology annotation, molecular function: metal ion binding. The coding region runs from base 100 to 438 and encodes 112 amino acids.